GAGGGCGCGGGCCGGAAGUGCCCGUUGCCCCGCACAGCCGCAUCUCCUAAAGGUGCCGCGGCGCCACUGUUCGUGGGGCAUUGCCAGCGAGCGCCCGCGGCCCAGCUGCUACCAUGAGCCGGCCCAGCCGGCUGCAGAGGCAAGUUUUGAGCUUGUACCGCGAGCUGCUGCGCGCCGGGCGCGGGAAGCCGGGCGCCGAGGCGCGGGUGCGGGCCGAGUUCCGGCAGCACGCCUGCUUGCCACGCUCCGACGUGCUGCGUAUCGAGUACCUGUACCGCCGCGGGCGGCGCCAGCUGCAGCUGCUACGCUCCGGCCACGCCACGGCCAUGGGUGCCUUCGUGCGCCCGCGGGGUCCAACCGAGGAGUCCAGCGGCGCGGGGGCUCUAGGGACCCAGCCUGACAGUGGUGCUCGUCCGAGGAACCCCCUCGGCAUCAUGGAGUCACCAGAGACCCCUCCCGAUGGGCGAUGACAGGCCGAGGAGCUCACCCGGUAGCACAGGGGAACCGAGGGCCCGCCUGACUGCGUGGGGAAACCGGGGAGCCCGCCUGAUGGAGGGUGAGAUGUCUUGAGAAGACAUGUCCUGAGAAGACCAGCUGUCUGGAUUGGGGGAAUCGGAGGCCCUCCUAGCGACGUGGAGUCCUAGAGACCCCUAUGAUGGAUGCUGAGAGAUGCUCGACCUUGGCCCAAUCCAUGAUGACGGGUCUACUCUCCCCAUGAGGGUUUGGGGCGGCUUGGUUGCUGGCUGGCUGAACUGUGACCAGCUGAGAGCUACUGACCGGAAAGGUUGGGAGGCAGGACGCCCGCCGUCGGACAGAAAGAAGAGACACCCUUCUCUUGACCCUGGGCUUCCCUCUCUUGUAUUUAACUCUGAGAAGAGCAGACUUUUUGCAGAGAAGUUUGGGAAGAUACCCUGAUGGAUGGUGAGAAGCCCCGAAUCCCCCUUUGGAAAACUUUCUUCGCAUUAGUUGGGGCAUACUAGGACCUGGGAAGAAGGGGCUGGGAUAUCUUACCCCAUCUGAUCAACUAAAGACCCCUCAAGACCUAUACUUGUUAAUUCUAAGGGGGAACCCUGACUCCUGCACCCUUCUCCCAGGACUGUUGAACAAAAGGAAUAAAAUCGGGGAUGUGAUUACUUCCCUUUUGGUGGUCUUAAA
This is a messenger RNA of Callorhinus ursinus (northern fur seal), 1155 nucleotides long. It is a transcript of the gene SDHAF1, whose product is annotated as succinate dehydrogenase complex assembly factor 1. Gene Ontology annotation, cellular component: mitochondrion. The record is from RefSeq and is a predicted model, not a curated record. NCBI's taxonomy places the organism in Eukaryota, Metazoa, Chordata, Mammalia, Carnivora, Otariidae. Gene Ontology annotation, biological process: mitochondrial respiratory chain complex II assembly.